Fusarium tjaetaba is the source of this 1803-nucleotide messenger RNA. Its product is annotated as dihydroxy-acid dehydratase. Gene Ontology annotation, biological process: branched-chain amino acid biosynthetic process. Lineage: Eukaryota; Fungi; Ascomycota; Sordariomycetes; Hypocreales; Nectriaceae. Gene Ontology annotation, cellular component: mitochondrion. Gene Ontology annotation, molecular function: dihydroxy-acid dehydratase activity. The transcript has 5 exons. The coding region runs from base 1 to 1803 and encodes 600 amino acids. The record is from RefSeq and is a predicted model, not a curated record.
AUGGCGGACCAAGUCCAACACGACCCUAAACAAGACCCCGACUACAUCCCCUUUCCUUGUCUUCCUCCCGGUGGUGCUCUGAACCGUUGGUCAACAAAGAUCACUCGCGAGCAUGACUAUCCCGGAGCUCAGGCCAUGCUCUACGGAGCUGGUGUCCCCAACAGGGACAAGAUGAAGAAUGCUCCUCAAAUCGGUGUUGCUACCGUGUGGUGGCAGGGAAACCCUUGCAACACUCAUCUCCUCGAUCUUGGCCAAAUCGUCAAGAACUCUAUCGAGAAGGAGGGUAUGAUCGGAUGGCAAUUCAACACCGUCGGUGUCUCUGACGCCAUCACCAUGGGAGGCGAAGGCAUGCGCUUCUCUCUCCAAACCCGAGAAAUCAUCGCUGAUUCCAUCGAGUCUGUAACUUGCGCUCAGCACCAUGACGCCAACAUCUCUAUUCCUGGCUGUGACAAGAACAUGCCCGGCACUGUCAUGGCUGCCGCUCGUCACAACCGCCCCUUUAUCAUGAUCUACGGCGGUACCAUUCGCAAGGGCCACUCCAAGCUCCUUGAGCAGCCCAUCAACAUCAGCACAUGCUACGAAGCUUCUGGCGCUUUCACCUAUGGCAAACUCCACGCAAAGUCGAAUCCUGGUGAGGCUGGCCGCGAGAGCUCUGAUGUCAUGGAUGAUAUCGAGAAGCAUGCUUGUCCCGGUGCUGGAGCCUGUGGUGGCAUGUACACGGCUAACACUAUGGCUACUGCCAUUGAGGCUAUGGGUCUUUCACUCCCUGGAUCUUCCUCAUACCCUGCUGAGUCUCCUGAGAAGCGUCGUGAAUGUGAGCGCGCUGCUCAGGUUAUCCGAACCACUAUGGAGAAGGAUCUGCGUCCUCGCGACAUCAUGACCCGGGCUUCUUUUGAGAACGCUCUUGUUCUGACUAUGAUUCUGGGUGGUUCUACAAACGGUGUUCUUCACUUCCUCGCCAUGGCCAACACGGCUGGUGUACCCCUGACCAUCGACGAUAUCCAACGCGCCAGUGACCGAACUCCUUUCCUCGCUGAUCUGGCCCCCAGUGGAAAGUACUACAUGGAGGAUCUCUACAAUGUUGGCGGAACGCCCUCCGUUAUCAAGAUGCUCAUCGCCCGUGGUCUUCUUGACGGCAGCAUCAUGACCGUCACCGGCAAGACUCUCGCCGAGAACGUGGAAGACUGGCCCAGCCUGGACCCUGGCCAGGAUAUCAUCCGCUCUCUCGACAACCCUAUCAAGGACUCCGGCCACAUCCGCAUUCUACGAGGAAACUUUGCUCCCGGCGGUGCCGUUGCCAAGAUUACUGGAAAGGAGGGUCUGUCUUUCACUGGAAAGGCUCGUGUAUACGACACUGAGAAGAUGCUCAACGCUGCCCUGAACAAGGGUGAGAUCAAGCAAUCCGACGGCAACUUGGUCGUCAUCGUUCGAUAUGAAGGUCCCAAGGGUGGUCCCGGUAUGCCUGAACAACUGAAGGCCUCUGCAGCCAUCAUGGGUGCUGGUCUCUCGAAUCUUGCCCUAGUCACAGACGGUCGAUACAGUGGUGCUUCUCACGGCUUCAUCGUCGGCCACGUCGUGCCUGAAGCCAUGGUCGGAGGCCCUAUCGCUCUGGUCAAGGAUGGGGAUGUCAUCACUAUCGAUGCUAUUAGAAACCGCAUUGAUGUCGACAUCACCGACGAGGAGAUGGAGAAGCGAAGGAGUGAGUGGAAGGCCCCUGAGCCUAGAGUCAAGCGAGGUGUGCUGGCCAAGUAUGCCAAGUUGGUCGGAGAUGCUUCUCACGGUGCCGUGACAGAUCAGUGGUAG